GGUUUAUGAGUUGCCGCAUUCGGCUUCUAUUUUUCGAACCCUGUGGUGAUUCGGUGUAGCUGAGUCCUGAGUCUCUGGGAGAUCGUGGAAGCGGUCAUCGAGGCUCAUCACAAUGCCUAAACAAAUCCACGAGAUUAAGGAUUUCCUUCUCACUGCAAGAAGGAAGGAUGCAAGAUCUGUGAAAAUCAUGAGGAGCAGGGAUGUUGUGAAGUUCAAGGUCCGAUGCUCCAAGUACUUGUACACACUUUGUGUGUCUGACCCAGAGAAGGCUGAUAAGUUGAAGCAAUCACUUCCUCCAGGUUUGAGCGUUCAAGAUCUGUAAAGGAACUGCGGAAGAACGAAGGGUCUCUUUUCGUGUAUUUUAUUGGUGCUGGUUUCGUAGUUAUUCUGUAGUGCCUCAUCAAGAGAUGUGGUUUUUUGGCAUGUUUGGAUAAUUUUAUUGUUGUUUUUCAUUUUAAGGAACAUGAUUUUUAGUCUAUAUAUUUUGAAAAUGAGUGAAAUUUAGUUUACAUGGAUA
Prosopis cineraria is the source of this 517-nucleotide messenger RNA. RefSeq names its product 60S ribosomal protein L38-like. The transcript is spliced from 3 exons. Gene Ontology annotation, biological process: protein-RNA complex assembly; translation. The coding region runs from base 113 to 322 and encodes 69 amino acids. Gene Ontology annotation, molecular function: structural constituent of ribosome. The record is from RefSeq and is a predicted model, not a curated record. NCBI's taxonomy places the organism in Eukaryota, Viridiplantae, Streptophyta, Magnoliopsida, Fabales, Fabaceae. Gene Ontology annotation, cellular component: cytosolic large ribosomal subunit; ribosome.